This is a messenger RNA of Rosa rugosa (rugosa rose), 1374 nucleotides long. Its product is annotated as putative F-box protein At1g65770. Gene Ontology annotation, molecular function: protein binding. Bases 1 to 1374 code for a protein of 457 amino acids. The record is from RefSeq and is a predicted model, not a curated record. NCBI's taxonomy places the organism in Eukaryota, Viridiplantae, Streptophyta, Magnoliopsida, Rosales, Rosaceae. The transcript has a single exon.
AUGACUGAAGGAAGUACUGACGCCCACCCGAUGAAACGAAAAGAUAAAAGAACAAGAAUGCCUGACGACGACGUGAACAAGGAAAGUAAGAGACAAAGAACCAAAGAGAAAAAGUUUGAUCAGGUUCACACAGCCAUCAAGCGUCUCAUGUUCGCCGUCGACGGUGGCAGUAGGCCUGAAGAUCUUGUAAGGUUGACCGGUAGCAAUCCUGAGGUGGUGGAGAUCAAUGAGCCCAAGUGCGUUGAGUAUUUGAACAAGAUACAUGACCAAAUUGUUGAGCUAAAACAAAAUAGUAUCAAAAAGAGAAAAGCAAACUGGUCUGGGCUUCCCACUGAGCUUCUAGAGUCCAUCUUGAAAAAGCUUAUACCUUCUGAAUUUGACAUCCUUGGCUUUAGAGAUAUUCGAUAUUUUAAAGCCGUCUGUCAUUCCUGGAGAACCGCCGCAAUAUCUUGUAGCUCUUACGUCCCGUUGCCUCGAACUCCGUGUCUCUUGCUUCAUGAAAACAACUCCUCCCUUUUUGAUCCCAUAGGAAAGAAGGUGCACCAAAUCAGGAACAUCUGUGACUUUUUUCCUCGAGCCACCUGUGUGGGUUCAUCAUAUGGGUGGAUUGUCAUGUUUUACGAAGAUGAAGAUUCGAAAGAAUCAAUGGCACAUCUUUUUAACCCGAUUUCAAGAGCCAGCAUUCCAAUCCCAGGCACACAGACCCUUCAAGACUACAGCCUUGCAAACAAAAUUUCUAAAGCUAUUGUUUCGUCCAAUCCGUCUAGCAACAAAAACUUUUUUGUGGUAGUGGAAUAUAAGGGAAAUCUAGCAUACUAUAAGCUUGGCGACGGAGACAAAUCAUGGCGAAAGUUGGGCGAUAAUAACAGACACAAAUAUAUUAUGUUUCACAAUGACCAAUUAAUUGCAUUGUCCCGGGGGUUAACUGAGAUUUGGAACUUCAAGGAAUACCCUCCUCGACGACCUCGGCGUAUUGAAGACUCUCCUACCGACGGACGGGUUGAAGAUUCCUAUUUGGUGGAGUCAUUGACGGGUGAUAUUUUACGUGUGGGAAAAAGUGUGAAAGAAAGAGGUAUGGAUGGGACUUCACAGUUUUCUGUGAAAAAGUUAAACUUAGCGGAAAGCAAAUGGGAAAAUGUGCAAAGUUUAGGCGACCAGAGCUUGUACUUGUUUCGUGAACAUGUAAUGUCAUUGCCGAACCCAUGUUUCUUAGGAUGUGAGAAAAACUCAAUCUACUUCGCAACAACAAAAGUUGAAGAAUAUAGAAUAUACAACCUUGAUGAAGGUAAAGUAAUUAGGAAGGAGUCAUUUAGUGAAAAUGUACAAUUGAAUGCUUGUUGUAAACCAUUUUGGAUUGUUCCUAAUCCAUGGUGA